UGUUUACAAACUCGAGUGUCACUUUCUGCGAAGUUAGGGUGUUAGAUUUUAGUGUUCUCAUGUUUGUUAUGUGGGAUGUGGUAGUAUGUAGAUCAGUAGAAACACACCACACAACAUUAAACGAUGGAGGAAGCGAAAAAAUACGAGGUAGGGAUUAAGACCAAGGAGAGGGAUGCAGACAGCCAGAGACAGGUCCAGCUUAAAGUGCCAACACACAUGCAGUCUUAUUCCUGGGACUGUGGACUGGCCUGUUGCUGUAUGGUGCUCAGAUAUUUGAAAAAGGAUGAUCACAAUGUGUAUACAUCGGACUUUGAGGAGCUGAAUUGUGGAGAAAGUAUUUGGACCAUAGAUUUGGCGUACCUGCUUGAGAAGCAUGACCUAAAAGUAAAGCUGACCACAGUGACCCUGGGAGUGGACCAAGAAUAUGCCAAAAAGCCAUUUUACAGGUCUCACUUUAGUCAGGAUGAGAACAGGGUCGGCAAGAUGUUUUCUGAGGCUGCCUCUAAGAAUAUUGAGGUGGAGAAAUGUUCAGUGCCUAUGUCGGACAUUGUGAACCAUUUAGCCAAGGAGAACCUGCUCAUAUGUCUUGUGGACUGGAACUUCCUCGAAUGUAUCUGGUGUGACAAAAGGCGACAUUGUUUCUCCUGCUUCAAACGGUGCUGUGGAACAUACCAAGGACAUUUCGUGGUUGUGUGCGGUUUUGAUAGAAGAAAAAAACGUGUGUUCUAUAAAAACCCUUCCUAUGAUGAAGAUGUGUGCUGUAGCAGAAUGGACAGAUUUGACAAAGCACGGAAAAGUAACGGAACUGAUGAAGAUACUCUUUUCAUCUUCAGCUCCUAAAGAGACACUAGGUUGCUGUAGGAUUGUGGUAAAGUCACAAUCUUCAUCUUUAGCUGCUGGAGAGACACCACAUUACUGCAGUCUUGUGAUUAUGACAUGUCCUUUUAUCGUAACCCCUGAAAGAGACUGUGAAUUUCUGCUGUUAGGUUGUGGUGAAUUUACCAUCUUCAUCUUCAGCUGCUAAAAAGACACAGCAUUACUGUCGGGUUGUAAUGAAGGUAUUAAGCACCUUAAUUUUCUAGCUGUUAGGUUGUGAUACUGUCAGAUCUAGUACAACUCCACCUUUGUAGCCAGCAGACACUGCAUAGAGGUCAUCUGUGUGUAGAGGAUUAGAGGUCACUUGUUUGCAGAGGUCACCUGUGUGUACAGCUAACCUAUGUGUAAAGGUCACCUGUGUGUAGAGGUCACCUAUGUGCAGAGGUCACUUGUGUGUAGAGGUAACUUUAGUGCAGAGGUCACAUAUGUGUCGAGGUCAUUUGUGUACAGAUGUCGCCUGUGUGUAGAGGUCAUUUGUGUAGAGAUGUUCUCUGUGUUUAGAGGUCAUUUGUGUACAGAUGUCAACUUUGUGUAGAGGUUACUUUUAUGCAGAGGUCACCUGUGUGUAGAGGUCACCUAUGUGCAGAGGUCAUCUGUGUACAGAGGUCACCUGUGCUUCAUUCUAGGUGGUGUUUUGAAAAACACCUUGAAAUUAAAAACAUUUUCUCUUGUGACCAGGUUGCCUUUAUGUAAUCACCUUUUAGAGAUGGCCUACAAGGUAGUUAGUGAACUACAGAUGUACUUGCUGUGUUGGAUGGUGUCAUACAGAUCUGUACUUGGAGAAACUAUAUAAAUAUACUUGAAUUGAUGCUAUGGGAUCAAUUAACAUUUCACCACCACUGUGAUCAUGCAGGGAUUACAUUUUUAAUUUAGCACAAGCUGUUCUUUGUAUCAAGAUUACCCGGUAAUUAUUUGUAUUUAUAAGACACAUUUACAAAAGCAAAAAAAUCUUAGCUAUUUGCAAAAUUAUGACUCCUGUCCUGGGUUUUUUGUGUAAUGAUGUCUUUUUUAAAGGAAAUAUAUGCUUUUUGCUUUUUCUCUGGAAAUAAGGUUCAAAUUUUACCAGUGAGUGUAAUCUUGAUACAACUGAUGUUCAUGAACAAGCUAGUUAUCAUAAAAUUGAGUUUAUUAUUUAUUGAUCAACAUGAGAUUAUUUUGUUACCUGAGUAUAUAUAAGCUACAAAUUGCUCAGUAAUGUGGAGCGGUAAUACAAGCGUUGCUUAUAGCAAUGUCGCACUGUUGUACACAGGGAGAGAAGUUAUUGCUAACUUCACAAUUGCAUGUGAUUUUUUGGUUAAUGGUGAAUUAUGAAAGAACACGGUUGGAACCUCAGUAGUCUAGACGAAGUCUGAUUGGUUAGAGUCCAGUCAUCAGAAAAGUGGGAUUUAUUCUUAUCAAUCUUGACUCUCACCCAUUAGAGUAAGGUUUCAUGGCUGUGACCAAUCACAAUAGGAAGUUUCAUGACUCUAACCAAUCAUAACAGGGGUUUCAUGGCUGUGACCAAUCAUAGUAAGGGGGUUUCAUGGCUGUGACCAAUCAUAGUAAGGGGGUUUCAUGGCUGUGACCAAUCAUAGUAAGGGGUUUCAUGGCUGUGACCAAUCAAAGUAAGGGGGUUUCAUGGCUGCGACCAAUCAUAGUAAGGGGUUUCAUGGCUGUGACCAAUCAUAGUAAGGGGUUUCAUGGCUUUAUCCAGUCACUCUAGGUUUCAUGCUCAAUAAUUUUACUCUAACCAGUCAUAAUUAGAGGUCUCAUUACUUACCUUAAUCAAACACAAUCCUUAGAGGGUGUUUCUUUACUCUUACCAAUCAUAUUAAGGAGAUUUCUGGCUCUACUGACCAAUCACAGUAGGGUGUUUUAUGACUAACCAAUCAGAAUAGGAUGUUUCUGACUCUUAACCAAUCAGAAUAGGUUUCUAUCCCAAAUGUCUUUGAGAAUAAUGCGAGAUUAUUCAUCCAGAACUUCUAUUUGGAAACCACAAUCUCUAGACUACUGAGGUUCAAUGGUGUGUUAAUUGUGAUAACUUUGUUGUUUUACAGGAUUUGAAAUAGUUAGUCAUUUACAGUUAUAUUUGUGAAUUAUACAUUUUUCUUGGUGUUCAAGUCUUAAGUUUGAGACAGAAAAUGUUAAUCUUUAAUAUGUGAUUUCUUUGGUACAAUGUUGGGUUGUCUAGUAACGCUUCACAACUCAUUCACCCCUGUAGACACAUUUGAACUCUUCCAAUUCAAUGGUUGGAAUAGUUCAUUACAAAAUUUCAGGGGUCAAUGAGUUAAAUUAACCCUUUCACACUGUCGACCAUAAUGGACUCAUCUAGAUCAAUCCAGACGAUCUAUUUGAUGGUUAAUAUGUCUAUUCUUCAGAAACAACUAUCAUUGAUUGUUCGUUAUCUUAUACACACUUUAUCAUUAAUAAGGUAAAAUGUUUAUGCUGCUUAAUUGCCUAACUGAUAAUUUGAUGGGUAAUUUUGGUAUGUUUUCGAUGAAAUAAGAUUUGGUUACUUGGUUAAUUAUUUGAUGUUGAUGUUUAUACAUUUCCAGUAUUACUGUAAAGAAUCAAGCUUUAUCCAUGUAUUAGCGACCUGUGAACUCAUAAUUCAAACUGGAUAUUUCAGAAGUUUUUGCAAAAGUUUAAAGACCGGGUACGAGUGUUCUUGUAGUCUGAGAGUGAUCAUUUUUAAUUCCAAUACAUAAGAGAUGUAUUAUUUUCAAGAACAUCAACAAAAAACAAACUUCGCUAUCAAAGAAUCUUGAAACAGUUAAAUUCUGGACUAGAUUUUUGUUCAAGCCCGAUUACCUAAAAUGUGUUGUCAUUAACAAAAUUAAGAAUUGAAAUAGAAACAAACUAAGUACAUGUAUUAAAUAUAUUUCAUGUUGUUUAGUAGAUCAUUUUAAAGAGUUUUUUGUGUACAUGCAGUUUCGGCGAUAAGCUUAAAAUAUUUUUGAAAAUAUAGUAAGUGGAAUAAUUGUGUCAAUAUAUCAUUAAACCACCAUGCUUCAAGUAACUUGGUCAGACUUCUUCAGAAAAUGUGCAGUUGUAUUACUGCAAGCUGGAAAGGAGCAACAGACUGUUCGUUUUGGAGACGGCACCACACUGCCCUGGUGUAACGUUUACACACUUUCCACGCUAAUUCUAAAGUGCGAAAGUUGAUCACUGUUCAUUUUUUACCCAUUAAGUUAUGAAAAACUAUAGCAUAAAAUCAUGUCAUAUGUGAAUUGAAAAUUAUUCGCAUGCACAGAAAUUUGAGUGUGUUGAUUAAGUACAGUAAUGUAUGAGAUGAGUCGGUCCAUCAGUCCGUGUUGUGUGGUUAUACCAUGCUCGGUUGCAAACCUGACAGAUUACAUGACCCUCAGUACCUAUCAAGAGUACCAAUAUAAAAAUGUUUAAAGUAUAUGUUCUGUUAGUUAACAAGUUAAUUAGUUAAAAUCCACAUAGCUGUCAAAAUAGCUAUUGUAAUAUCAUAAUAUAAGUAAACAGCUGAUGAACGUCCAUUUGAUAGUAGGAGAAAUAGGUGUUAGUUAUAUCGACAAUAGCAUAUAGUAUGAGGCUAUGAUUAUUAUCAAGAAUGGACUUAAGUUUAGGUGAAUAUGUGGUUGUACGAACCUGAGAUAUCGAUAUUGACCAGUACUAUUUAGGUUAUCUAAGAUUUUUUAAAAGUGUCUACUUUUUUUUGUACAAGAGUAGUCACAGAUUUUCUGUGUAGAUCAUAUUCUUUAAUCUUAAACUUCACAAAAUAUGUGGUACAUAUAAAAUUUUGAAGUCCGAAUGUAAAUUUUGAAUGUGAUUUUAACAUAACACUGUUUUUAGGUUUUCGUUGAUGGAUUUAUCUGCUAUAUAUUUGCUGAGUUGGAUAUGGUUUAACGUUUACUUUAUUUUCUACUUUAAAAAUGUCCUGUCUUUAUUCCUUUAACUUUAAACUAGUCGCCCUACUGCCAUAUUUUUUUGUCAUGAGUCAAAAUGUUCAAACAAGGAGACGUUUAAGAUUAUUUUUGCUUUCCAUGUAUAGUGUUGUGACCCUAUAAUAACAGUAGUGUUGCAAUUAUUGCUUCAUUAAUCCGUACAAUUUCUUUCCAGGUAUAUUUUUCAGUAAAAGAAAUUCCACAGACUACCUGCUUGCACAGUUAUCAGCUGUUUCUUUGUUGCUAUAUUUAUCAUUUCAGUCUUCUGUCAAACGGCCUAAACGCAUAAUAUGCAUGACAUUUUAUGAAACAUAUUAUACAUAUAUAUAUGAUUCAAAUUAUUCACAAGUAUGUAUUUGAUGCAAGAAUACUGGAUAUUGUUAUGUACAUUCAUAUAUUUGAUUAAACUUGUAUCAAAUUGCUACCUUUUUCAAUAUUUCUCCUUUGAUAUGUACUGUACAUGUCCUAAAAUUGUAUAUAUAUAUAUAUAUAGACUGUCCAUUCAACCUCUUGCUUAAUAAAUAUCAUGUAUAACUAAUUGAAUUAUAUUGAAAAUGUAACCGUUUAUGAUGUCAUAUUACUUGGGAAUUGAAUUUGCAAAAAGAAUAAUGACUGCUUUAUAUUUCAUUUUUUGUGUCGCCUGCGAAAAGCUGGUGACACAUAGGUAUUGCUUUGUCGGCGGCAUCGUCCGAACAGAGGUGUCGUGCGAUAACUUGAGUUUCCUUGGGCCGAUCAAACUCAAACUUUACGCAGUGCUUCCUUACCAAAAGUGC
Messenger RNA from Mizuhopecten yessoensis (Yesso scallop), 5542 nucleotides. RefSeq names its product protein GUCD1-like. The transcript has 9 exons. The record is from RefSeq and is a predicted model, not a curated record. Lineage: Eukaryota; Metazoa; Mollusca; Bivalvia; Pectinida; Pectinidae. The coding region runs from base 124 to 840 and encodes 238 amino acids.